CCAAACCUCAAAAUAAAGUCCCUUAUUAAUUAUAAGGCAAAGGCAUCAUCCAAACCAAAGUUCAUUUAGUAAGACCCUUGGUUCUUUAAAGAGGCUAGAGGUUAUCCAAGAGAUCAUAAGACUCCUUCACACAAAGAGACAGACACCCACAGAGAGAGAGAGAGAGAGAGAGAGAGAGAGAGAAAGAGAAAGAGAGUGAUGGGGAGGGCUCCUUGUUGUGACAAGGCAAAUGUCAAGAAAGGGCCAUGGUCACCAGAAGAAGAUUCAAAGCUUAAGGAGUACAUAGAAAAAUAUGGAACUGGUGGGAAUUGGAUAGCACUUCCGCAAAAAGCUGGACUGAAGAGAUGUGGGAAAAGUUGCAGAUUGAGAUGGCUUAACUAUCUUAGGCCCAACAUUAAACAUGGCGAGUUCUCAGACGAGGAAGACAGAAUAAUCUGCACCUUAUUUGCAAGCAUUGGAAGCAGGUGGUCAAUCAUAGCUGCUCAAUUGCCAGGCAGGACUGACAAUGAUAUCAAGAAUUACUGGAACACCAAGCUUAAGAAGAAGCUUAUGGGAAUGCUUCCUCCAUCUCAGAGAAAACCUCCUCCAUUCCCAUCUUCUCACCAAGGCCCACCAUUUCAAUCUCAACCACAAUCAUAUAAAGAAUGCAGCUUAUCUUAUUAUAGCCCAACAACAACUAAGUCUUUCUCAGGCCUUGAAUCCAUGUCAGUCCCAUUGAAUUUUUCAAACACCACCACUUCUUUGGCCACCAAUAAUCCUUCAUCUCUUUUCCAAACCCAAGAGAGCUGGUUGAGUUCCAUGCAGUAUUAUCCUGUGAAAGAGAACCUCCUCAUGUUUGGAAGUGAAGGAAGUACUUGCAGUUCAUCUGAUGGGAGCUGUACUCAGAUCAGCUAUGGCAGAGAGGUCAAACAAGAAGAAAUGGGUUUUCAAAGUUACAUCUCAAAUGGGUUAGAAGAAAACCAAAAGUUCAUGCUUAAUUAUGGCAGCAACAGUAUUGGAGGGCAAAACGUCACAAAUGGAUAUUUUGGAGAAAUCCCAUUAGACUACGGGAUUGAAGAUGUUAAGCAACUGAUUAGUAGUAGUAGUACUAAUUGCUCUAACAGUCUGCUCAAUAAUAUUGAUGAAAACAAGACACAAGAGAAGGUCACGUACUUCUACUACUGAAAAAAAAACUGAUGUCUGAUUCUGACUGUAAGUAAAAUCAGAAAGAUUUGAUGGGGUAAGGGCAUGGUGGUAGUGGUGGGGUUGAGAGAGAGAGAGAUUCAGAAAAAGAAAAGAAAGCUUAUGGGGGUUUGUGUUUUGAUGAAAUCAAACAUUUCUUCUUUUGACAGUACAUGGUAAAGCUUCUUUUUAUUUUGUGCAUUUCUUUUUGGGAGGAUAUGAUGAUGAUGUUAUGUUUGUUGUA
This is a messenger RNA of Quercus robur (English oak), 1405 nucleotides long. Its product is annotated as transcription factor RAX2-like. The record is from RefSeq and is a predicted model, not a curated record. Bases 199 to 1164 code for a protein of 321 amino acids. NCBI's taxonomy places the organism in Eukaryota, Viridiplantae, Streptophyta, Magnoliopsida, Fagales, Fagaceae. The transcript has 3 exons.